AUGAUUGAAGGCUAGAUUAUUGAAUUCUUUUGGUUAAUGAGUAGUUUAGUGUUAUUUGGUUAUGCAAUAUUGUCAAAAUUCAAAUGGAAAGAGAACGUACAUUAGAAUCGCAAGAUUAGAAUGAAUAGCUAUAAAUCGCAGAAUUUACCUAGAAACUAAUUUGUGAUUGAAGGUGAGAUAUGCUAUGAUAAGUAGAGGCUGAGGAACAACAGUAAUGCAAAAGCGAGGAGGAUCUUUCAUAACAACAGUAAUAAUAGCUGGAGGUAUUGAAUUGAAAUGAAUAGUGCAAGAAUUAAUCAAUAGCAUAACUAAUAAGGCCGAAAGUAAAUUAUUUGAUUAAUGUUCAUUUGCUAUUAUCAUCAGUGGCAAUAAUAAAUAUAUUAAAUGGUGGAGACAAUAUAUUUUUAUUAGUCAUGGUAAUCUUAUACCUGAUUAGUACGAUUGUAAUUGUUGCUAAGUUAAGAAUGAAAUGGUUAUUCAUUCCAUAACUGAUGAUUUUGGCCAUGAUGAUAAACUACUUGAUAGUUAUAUGA
Messenger RNA from Paramecium octaurelia, 533 nucleotides. The record is from the annotation of a GenBank genome assembly. NCBI's taxonomy places the organism in Eukaryota, Ciliophora, Oligohymenophorea, Peniculida, Parameciidae.